Molecule: messenger RNA, 3739 nt
Organism: Formica exsecta
Lineage: Eukaryota; Metazoa; Arthropoda; Insecta; Hymenoptera; Formicidae
Exons: 14
Coding region: 195-2294 (699 amino acids)
Molecular function (GO): ubiquitin protein ligase activity
Source: RefSeq, a predicted model, not a curated record
UUUUUUUUUGGAUAGAUAGCAAUUUAAUCAAAUUUGUAGUGUCUCGACUUCGAAGGUAAUAUCAGCAUAUGUGGAAAAUAUGAUUUAAGUGUGUGUGAUCGUGCAGAGUCACAGAAAAUAAAUCUUAUAAAAAUGACGUGGUGAAGAUACGCUUAUCGUUUGAUGAAAGUGUUGAAGGAAUUAUAAGAAAUAGAAUGGAGGAAAGUACAAGUUCGCAAAAUGUUUGGCAUAAAGGUAAGCCUGAGGAACAAAAUGAGCUGUUUCAAGGAGAAUCCACAACUGCGUCUAUAGAAGCUAAUUCUACAUCAUUAGCUGAUAUAUUUGAUACAGCAUUUACAUCAACAGUUGAUCCAUCUCCGCAAUCUCGAUUCCCUUCUGGUAAUGAAAUGGAGUAUGAGCAUUUAUUUGCAGAUAGUGAUAUUGAGGAAUCAGAUGUAGCAGCUAUAGAUCCUUAUACAAAUUCAACUCAUCCUACUACUUCCGAGAAUAAUUUUGUUUAUGGGAAUUUUUUAACACCACCAGAUACAACUAGUGAUUCACAGGAAUAUUGGCAAUCUAAUCUCUUAAAUUGUAAUAUGUGCCAAAAUAGACAAGAUAGAAAUUCUAAGAAAGAGCCACCAACUCGACAGUUGAAUAAUUCUUGCGAGGAGAGAUUAUGUAAUAAUUAUAGGACAAAAAGAAUUUUACACGAUCGUGAUUUGGCAAUCAAACAUAAAACUAAAAGAAACGAAGAGCAAAAGUUAUUGAGUGGUCAACAACCAGAUAAUUUGAGUAUAGCUGGACCAUCUAGAUUAUCAGAACAUCCUAUUUCAAACAAUAUAACGAGAUCAACAACAAAUAUAGAUCCUAUAAGUAUGUUAGAAAAUGUGGGAGAUCAUAAUUUGAGUCUGGCUAUUAGCUUACAUCGUUCAGCAUAUAAUUCAAAUGUGUUAACUCAUCAAGAAGUGAAAUCGGUGCAUACACCUCAAAACGAUGACACGCCAUCAGCACCAGAUUUGCAACUAGAUUGGUCCUCUAGUAGCGAUAGUGAUGAUGAGGACAGUUCAGUUGAAGUACUUGGUACUGUUAAUCAUAAUGUCAAGAAUUCGUUAGAAAAUGCGAGUGAAGAUAAUCAUACAGUUACUGUAGUUGACUUAACUGUAGAAUCUGAUGAAGAACACACGCCGUCUACAUCGACAAAUCCUGUAGUUAGUCCGUGGUCGGCAGAUUAUAAUCAUAGAAGUAAUCCGCACUGUAUGCGUGGAUUCACAGGCAUGGAUUAUUGGAAUCAUUUAACACAUCAUAACAUGCAUAAUAGAGGCACAUAUCACAAUCACAGAAUGCCUGCUCAUUCACGUUAUGGAUCUGUAGGAGAUGCAUCUGCGAAUGUAACAAGACCACGCAUGCACCCACUUCAAGAAAGAUUGUGGGUAAAUCAACAACGCAUGCAAGAAGUACAUAGACGAAGGCUUUAUCACAGAUUUUCGUCGCAUCACGUCGGUAAUGCGGGACCAUGUAAUUCUCAUAUACAUUCAUCGACGUAUGUUGCUCGAAGAAGUGGCGAAAACAACAGUCCUUCGAGUGCUCGAUGUAACAAUGAAACAGAUAACGCAGCAUAUACAGAAAAUUAUCUUCCACCUAUUUUACCGCCCCCGCAACAACCUACUGUUUAUAGCCAUCCUGAGGCUCGAGGGCCACCUAAUUUCUAUAGAGGAUCAUGCCCUGUGCUACCUAUAAUCGUAAAUCCGUUAAAUGGCGUGGAAGAAAUGGAGCAGACCCCUCCAGUGAUGUUGCCCUCAAUGCCGGUACAUCAACAUGUACAUCAUCAUAUGUAUCACUAUGAUCCGCAUCAACGGCCGUCUCAACGUAUGCAUCACGUUCACAUUAGUUUCCAUCCUCAUAUGCAAGGAUCUGGAACACAUGAUAUGAUACCAUAUCCACCGUUUGGUCUAUCGGAUUUUGUAUUGCAAGGAGCGCGUCACAUGUCCGCUCGAUUGGACAAUUAUAUGCGCAUUGUUGAUUUACGACGUAUGGGUCAUAUAAGUUGUGGGGCUACACAAGAAUCUAUUGAAAGCAACACAUUCCCACAUAAAUACAAACGGGUAAAAAAAGUUGAAAAUGGAGAAGAUGCUAUCGAGAAGUGUACAAUAUGUUUAUCUGAAUUUGAAGAUUGUGAAAGUGUCAGGAGGCUUCCAUGUAUGCAUUUAUUUCAUAUCGAUUGCGUUGAUCGAUGGUUAUGCACCAAUAAACGUUGUCCUAUAUGUCGAGUGGAUAUUGAAACUUUUCUCCAUAAGGAGUUCACUACUUCGACAUAGUUUGAGGUUUUUCAUAUCUGCCUCUUUUUAAAAUAUGGUCCAUCCAGGAGAAAUUGUGUUGGGUUACCACUAUUACAAUGGAUUAAUGAUGUAAAAAUGUAAUGGAUAAUCAAAAUAAUUACGAAAUAUGAGCAGAGUUCCUCAAGAAGACAAGACGAGUUGUCGAUGUUCAAUUUUAAUACAUCUCUGACUGCGGUUGGUUUUAUGCAUAAUGAUAAUAAUGAUAAAUAUAUUGAAGACUAAAUUUGUUUACACAUAUUAAUGAUUAAUCAAUAUCUAAUUUUUAUCUUUGUUUAUAUAUGUAUACGAUGUAAAAAAAUCUAUGCUAUAAGAAAUUUAAAAUAACUCUCUUAUAUGACUUUACAAAAAUAUUAUAUAUCUUUGAGUAUAGAACAUAGUUAAAAGAAUAUACACAAAGAUAUAUAGUUUGGCAACUCAAUUUGACUCUAUAUCGACAUAGUACUUCUGGUAUACAAUACAUAUUAUAUAAAUUAUAUGCAUUCAGUGUACUUCAAUUUAUGAGACUAAUGAAAUUUCUAUUGUAAAUAUUUUAUUGAUAUCAUGUAAAUUUUUGUAAUGCUUGGAUUAAAUUUGUGAUCUUGACAAAAUUCUAUUACAUGUCAUAUAAUAGUAUUACAUGUCAUAUUACUAAUAAUAAUUUAAAGCAUAGCUGUUUUUUUCUUUUUCUUUCUUUUUCUUUUUUAAUUAUGUCUUUUUAUAUACUGAUUUGUACCUCUAAUAUUAACACCCUGAUUUUUUAUCGUAGAUAUUAUAUAAUAUUAACAUAGAUCUGAAUAUUGGAAAGUUAUUAUUUACAAUUGUUGAAAUUUACUAUCAAUUAUUCCUUAUGUGAGAAAGAAUAUCAUUAGUGCAUUAUUCAAAUUAUAUUUGUGAUAUUUUUUUUGAUUUAAUAUUAUUCAAACUAAAUUGGAACACAGCGCGCUAUUUGAAAUAAUGCCAAAAAUAAUAUAUGAUACGUUUAUAUUUAAAAGAAAUAAUUAUUUUCAUAUUAAAUUUCUUUCAUUACUAUCAUCAAUGCUAAGCCAAAGACAGCCUAAGUUAUAAAUAUAAACGAAUAUAUCUACAGAAUGAUUAAGCAAUUUUGAAUUAAAGAUAAUCGCCAUUGUAUGUAUGAAAUUUGCAGAGAAAAAAUCACUUGUUUGUCAGGCCUUAUAUAUAUUGUCACUCUUGUAUAUAUGUUAUGUUACAUAAUAGAAUCCAAUAUAUUGUUCUCUAGUUAUAAUAAUCCUAAAUAAUUAUAGUAAAAGCAACACUUUUAUCACAUUGGAAUAUCUUCAAUAUUCAAGUUGAUACUGCGACAUAAAUAAUUUUAUUUUGUCAAUGUUUGAUAUAAAAUGUAAUAUAUAAGAUAACAUGAAAAGGUACAUCAUAAGAUAAAUAUGUCAUAAGAUUUUCUGUUACUAGUUUGAUAUUAAAGAAUGAAU